GGAAGGGACUGGGGGCACCCAGCUGGGCAGAGGGGCCCGGCCCACCCUCUCCGCUCUUGCCCUACUCCACUCCAUGUGGGGGAUCAGGUGCCAGUGCCCCUGGGGAGGCAGGGGUUCCUUGGAAGCUAGACUGAGAUGCAGGAGUCUGUGGGAUCUCUGGGGAGGGGAUGCCCCAAGCCUUGCCAGGUGACCUGGGCCUGGACAGCCAGGAGGGCUGCAGGGCUGAGGAGGGUAGGUGACCUGAUGGCCAGCCAGGGGACCUGGGCCAGCCAGCCAGGCUCUCCGUCUGGCGCCUCCAUCCAGCCUAAGUCCCGCCCACUUGCCACACCCCUGACUCACUUCCUUUGCAGAGAAGCGGAAACCUCCCCAGAGUUUCCUCCCGACCUAAGGCUCCCGGGACCUGCAGGUGCUGCUACCCCUCCAGGCCUGAGCUUGCCAGCCAGGCCCCUGACCCCAUCGGGACCCUCGGCAGGAAGCUGGUAUUUUCUGUGUCCUGAGUUGCGGCCUCAGCAUCUGGCCUCUGCAGGGGGCUGCCCUUGGUGGGCUGGGGGCCAGCAGGAACUUAACCUGACUCAGCUGCAGGGAGGGCGACCUGCAUGCGGAGCGCCGCCCCCGCGCCAUGGACAGCGGCCAGCCCAGUCUGGAGGCCGCGGGCCCCGGCGUCCCCCGCCCGAGCGUGAUCGCGCCGCUGCGCGCAGUGGUCCGUCUGCGCCGCCGCGUGUGCCUCCUGCGCAAGCGGCGCCCCCAGCCGCCCGGCUCGGGGUCGGCUUCCGCGCCCGGGGCGCCGCACGCUGACCCGGACCAGCCCCGGUUCUUCACCUUCGACGUCCCGGAGCCGCCGUCCAGAACGCCGCGCAAGAGGCGCCGACGCAGCCGUGUGGUGCUCUACCCGGAGACCUCGCGCAAGUACCGGCCUCACGCGGAGCGCCGCAGCCGCGCGCAGCGCUGCCUCCUGCUGCUCGUGGCCAUCGUGGGCUUCCAGGUGCUCAACGCCAUCGAGAACCUGGACGAUAACGCGCAGCGCUACGACCUCGACGGGCUGGAGAAGGCGCUGCAGCGCGCCGUGUUCGGGCAGCCGGCCGCCGUGGGGCGCAUCGUGGCGCUGCUGCGGGACUACCUGGCCACGCACGUGCACAGCCGCCCGCUGCUUCUGGCGCUGCACGGGCCCAGCGGCGUGGGCAAGAGCCACGUGGGCCGCCUGCUGGCGCGCCACUUCCGCGCGGUGCUUGAGGACGGCGCGCUCGUGCUGCAGUACCACGCGCGGCACCACUGCCCCAAGGGGCGCGCUGCGCAGGACUGCCGUGAGGAGCUGGCCCGGCUGGUGGCCGGCGUGGUGGAGCGGGCCGAAGCGGAGGAGAAGACCCCGCUCGUGGUGCUGGAUGAGGCGGAGCUCCUGCCCCUGGCGCUGCUGGACGAGCUGCACGGCUUCCUGCAGCCGCAGCGCGCCCACCACUUCCACAACGCCAUCUACGUGCUCCUCAGCAGCGCGGGCGGCGCGGAAAUCACGCGCUUCGUGCUGCAGAACGCGUCCCGCGCGCUGCCCCCGCGCCCCGACGGCGCCCGCGGUGCUCACGGCGACUGGGAUGCGGUGGCCGCCGUGCGGGCCGAGGAGGAGCUGCGCGCCGGCCUGCGGGCGCUCCUGGUCCGCGAGCACCCGCUGUGGCAGGCCGCGGCCAUCGUGCCCUUGCUGCUGCUGGACAAGCGGGCCGUGGUCAACUGCUUCCGGGACGAGAUGGCCGGGGAGGGCUUCUUCCCGGAGCAGGCCCGGGCCGAGCUCCUGGCCGCGCAGCUUAAGUACUACCGCGUGGCCGGCCGCGAGUUCGCCGUCACUGGCUGCAAGCAGGUGGUGGCCACGGUGAACCUCUUGUAGCAGGGGCCCGGCUGGACACGGCGGACGCUUGUGGGCACGAGGGGACAUCUUGGGGACAUCUCGGUCGUUGGUGGUAGUAGGAGGGAGGGGACCCUGUGGAUUUGCCUGAGGCCCCUAAUAAAUCUGUUUAUAGCCCCCACCGCCCUCCCUAACCCGUGGUUCACGCUGGGAGGCUGGUGGGGGUGGCUCCA
Felis catus (domestic cat) is the source of this 2061-nucleotide messenger RNA. It is a transcript of the gene TOR4A, whose product is annotated as torsin family 4 member A. The record is from RefSeq and is a predicted model, not a curated record. The transcript has 2 exons. Bases 620 to 1870 code for a protein of 416 amino acids. NCBI's taxonomy places the organism in Eukaryota, Metazoa, Chordata, Mammalia, Carnivora, Felidae. Gene Ontology annotation, cellular component: nuclear envelope; endoplasmic reticulum lumen. Gene Ontology annotation, molecular function: ATP hydrolysis activity; ATP binding.